Messenger RNA from Daldinia caldariorum, 2918 nucleotides. RefSeq lists its product as uncharacterized. Lineage: Eukaryota; Fungi; Ascomycota; Sordariomycetes; Xylariales; Hypoxylaceae. Gene Ontology annotation, biological process: positive regulation of transcription by RNA polymerase II. The transcript has 4 exons. The record is from RefSeq and is a predicted model, not a curated record. Gene Ontology annotation, cellular component: nucleus. The coding region runs from base 504 to 2270 and encodes 588 amino acids. Gene Ontology annotation, molecular function: zinc ion binding.
CCAUCUCUUUCUCCAGACAAACAAGUUCAGGCUUCUUUUCUCCUUUUGCUCUUUUGGGGAAUUGAAAUCUUAACAUUUAUCAAUUUUUGUUGCUCCGAUUUUCGAGAAGAGAAACCAAAAAAAAGAAGGCAUUAAAUAAAACGGGUUCAGUAGCCUUCCAACUAUUUAAGGAACCCUUUUCGGUUUUUAGACAUUACCGCAUUUGUUAGUCGCAUCCCAUGUCGAUGAGCGUGGACCGCCAAGAACAAGACCAAUACCAAUACCAAUACCGUUUUUAGGUACCGCACACAAGCACAGCCAAAAAGCCCGGAAGACCGAGAAGAGACAAAGCAAAAUACCUAAGUAAAAACGGUCAAAGCGAAAAAUAUUACCCGGCGGAUUAAACUUUUUACCGCUUACAACUUUGACGAUCACGUGCAUACAUAUUUUGUUAUCACGUGAAAGAGAUCGCCCCCCGGUACCCCCUUUACUGGUUUUAGAAUUCUAGGACCGAGAGCAUAGCCAUGUCGGCAGCACCCGAGAGCAAUCCGAUCCAAUCGGGCGGCGAGAGCUCAACCUCUAACGGCACUACCCCAGCGCCUUCAACAGCUACCACCGCAACUUCGCAGUCUAGUGCCCCGCCGGCUGAUGACUCCCUACAGUGCCGUUGGACUGGAUGCAGCGAAAAGUUCGCGUCGGCCGAAACUCUCUAUGAACACAUUUGCGAGAAGCAUGUUGGGCGUAAGUCUACUAACAACCUCAACUUGACUUGCCAAUGGAAUCAGUGUAAGACAACUACUGUCAAGAGGGAUCACAUCACAUCGCAUAUCAGAGUUCAUGUCCCCUUGAAGCCGCAUAAGUGUGACUUUUGUGGAAAGUCAUUCAAGCGUCCUCAAGAUUUGAAGAAGCAUGUCAAGACACAUGCGGAUGACUCUGUUCUUGUCCGCUCGCCGGACCAGCACGGCCCCAUGAACAGUGGCUACCGAGCUCAAGGAAAAGCUCCGUCCAGCUAUUAUGAUCACAAUGGUCAGAUCCGUACUAACUCGGCCGCCUUUGGUCAGCCGCCUCAUCCCGCCGGCCACCCAAGUAGUUACUAUCAGCACCACCCUCAAACUUCCUUUGGAGGUCCCAUGUACUAUCAACCUAUGGGUGGUCGCGGUGAUCACAUGGGCUAUCAGGCUUCUGCCGAAUAUGACAACCGCAAGCGCACCUACGAUGUACUAAAUGAGUUUUUCGGAGACGCCAAGCGUAGACAGCUUGACCCGAACUCGUACGCCCAGGUUGGACAGAGACUCCUGCCAUUGCACGGAGUUCUUCCUAUUCACUCAGGCUCCCUCGGGGCAGAGUAUCUCCCGAGUCCGGGUGUCAUGACGGUCGAUGGACCCGCUGGCCAUGGUCCGUACCAACAGCAUUAUUCAUUACCCCCUAUGCCGAACGUCCGCACUAAGAGCGACCUUAUCCAGAUCGACCAGCUCCUCGAGCAGAUGCAGAGCACGGUCUAUGAAAGCUCUAAUACGGCCGCCGCCGCAGGAGUCCACCAACCCGGCUCCCACUACCUCCCUCUAAACUUCCGUCACAGCCAGUCUCCACCGCACUCGACAGCGCCACCUCAGUCCGCUAUGGCCAAUAACGCAUACUCGGCCGCUCAUGUGGCUUCACCCUUAACUGCCGUCUCUUCGACCCACUCGAACGGCACUCCGGCUGUGACGCCCCCGUCAAGCUCAAUGUCCUAUACUUCCGGACACUCGCCCAGCGCCUCUUCGUCCGGUCUAUCGCCGUUGACGCGCCAUAGCUCGACCACGUCGGCUCUGUACCCGACCCUACCCGCCGUCACGUCGGGCUACCCCGGCCAAUCAACGACGUCGACUCUCGGACCUACAUUCGACCCCGACCCUCGCCGUCGCUACUCGGGCGGCGUGCUGCAGCGCGCCAACGCCGCGCAACUCGACCGCGAAGCAGCAGUAUCGUCAUCUUCAGCCCACACCCCGCGCGGGUCCGAGUCCACCGCCAUCUCGGCCGUCAGCUCGCCGUCCGCGGAGUCGGAGGCCAGCGCCGAAGCCCGCGAGGACCAAGCAUACGAAGCCUGGCUCGAGAACGUCCGCGUCAUCGAAUACCUGCGCGAGUACGUCAUCGACCGCAUCAAGCGCAAGGACUACGACGCCGAGUCCCCUGUCUCGGCAACGCCGUCGGCAGGCAGCAGCAGUGGUGGUGGUGCAACGAGUGAUAUGGAAGUCGAUUCCCCGACUAGACCGCCUAGUCAGCCGGCGUAUCCGGCGCUGCCGCUGCAGUAAGUCGGGGUGCGACAAGGGGUAAUGGAAGGAUGAAAUGAAAUGAACGAAAAGGGGGAAACAAGAAAGGAAGCGAGAGAAGCGAAAGAAGCGAAAGAAAUGUGACAAAGUGCAAGGAGGAUGUAUAUAACUAAGGCUGGGCUAUACGGCGUUUGACGAGGUGUAUGAAGUUACCCAACCUACCUACCUACCUAGGUACCUUAGCUACCUAUGUUGAUUUGAUGUCGACUGAAAUAUGCGGCACUAUUGUUACGUUUUUUGUUAUUUUUAUUUUAUUGUAUUCUCUUCACUCUGCUCUGCUCUGCUCUUUGCUCUUGCUUUGUCUUCUUCUUUUCAUGUGUGUAUUUCUUCCUAAAAAAAAGGGGGGGGAGGAAGGUGAAAAGGGGGAAGGGAAAAGGGAAUACAUGCAUUCAUUCGCUACCCGCGCUGAUAGUUGACCAAGGCAGGCAGGCAGGUAGUUUAGAUAGGAACAUGGCUAUCUAUGUCCUGCAUUAUUACGACAAAAGGGACGAUGAGUAGUAGUUAGUUAGUCCUAUGGAUAUAUAGAUACCUAUAAAUGUUGAGUGGACAGUUUUAACCAACAUACAUAUUGGCUGCUAAGGUUGUUUCUUGUUAUGUCCUUGAUAUUGUUGAUAUUGUCGGUAACUUAGU